This is a messenger RNA of Dacryopinax primogenitus, 402 nucleotides long. RefSeq lists its product as uncharacterized. Lineage: Eukaryota; Fungi; Basidiomycota; Dacrymycetes; Dacrymycetales; Dacrymycetaceae. Bases 39 to 206 code for a protein of 55 amino acids. The record is from RefSeq and is a predicted model, not a curated record. The transcript has 2 exons.
AGCUGUCGUUGGAUGCAGGGGGAAAAACGAGCCUUUACAUGGAGGUUAACGAUGUACAAAAGCACUAUGGAAAAGGAACGGGCAUGAACCCGCCAUUCACGGACUUCCAAAUCUCAGGCGGCUGGUUUGACUACGCAGUUUGCUUCACCGAGAAGAUACCAUCCGGGAAGCAGCCAAGAUCUAUGGCACCGAUCAUCUCUAUAUAAACUUCUUUCUCCCCGAUGACAGUCAGAACACUCUACACGACGAAGAGCAUUGGGUUGGUCAAUACCAAACCGACUCUGAGAAUGCUCCCGAUAAGGUGUGCUUGAAGGGAACUCAUUGUGCUAUACUAGCAAAGCCAACUGAACAACGCUUAGGAGCAGGGCACGAAGCCAAAGCUGCAGGAGGAGACUAGUUGAG